This is a messenger RNA of Drosophila simulans, 4019 nucleotides long. RefSeq names its product protein LSM14 homolog B (gene tral). Gene Ontology annotation, biological process: P-body assembly; cytoplasmic stress granule assembly. Gene Ontology annotation, molecular function: mRNA binding. Gene Ontology annotation, cellular component: P-body. The record is from RefSeq and is a predicted model, not a curated record. Lineage: Eukaryota; Metazoa; Arthropoda; Insecta; Diptera; Drosophilidae. Bases 422 to 2410 code for a protein of 662 amino acids. The transcript is spliced from 7 exons.
CGCGGCUCUCGCUCGUAUGCAUCGUUCAUUUUCGACGGGUAGGUUUUCGCAGACGGACGGAGCAAAGAUUUGUGCAUCGAAAAUUGCAAUUUUCACAUUUGGAGCCGUGUGUGCAGCAUCACAGACAUUGGAAAAGCGCUUGUCGCACUUGUGCAAAAACACAGCUUGAUCAAGCAAACGCGGCUGGAAGGCGAUUGGCCGCAAAUUCGCCCUGGAACUGGAACGCAAUUGCGUGUGAAAAAAGUCGGAAAAAAAAAGUAAAAGAAGAGCAGAGACUGAAACCGUCGAGAAAUCGUUGUCGUCGCGCUCGCUAUAAUUGUUUGCUUUUGACGGAGAAAUUCGUGUGCCUGUUGGCAGAAAUAUUUAAUAAUAGUUUGUAUUUUCGGCGUGAGUGCGCAGUGAAGUAUCGAAGUAGUUCAAGAUGAGCGGGGGAUUGCCGGAGUUGGGCUCCAAAAUCAGCCUCAUUUCCAAAGCAGACAUUCGAUACGAGGGCCGCCUGUACACGGUGGAUCCGCAGGAGUGCACCAUUGCGCUCUCGAGUGUGCGAUCCUUCGGUACAGAAGAUCGGGACACCCAGUUCCAGAUAGCGCCGCAGUCGCAGAUCUACGACUACAUCCUCUUCCGUGGCUCGGACAUCAAGGACAUUCGCGUUGUCAACAACCACACGCUGCCGCACCACAAUGACCCGGCGAUCAUGCAGGCGCAGCUCCAGAACGGACCGCCCCAGAUGCCGCAGCAUUUCCCCAUGCCCAGCGGGAUGAGCGCUCCGCCGCAGCAGCAACAGGUGCCGUCGCAGCAACCGCCCCAGAUGCCAAGCGGUGGUGGCAGUGGUGGUGCUGGCGGAGCAGGCGCUCCUGGCGGCGGCGGACCCGGCUACGGUAAUGGCAAUCCGUUCGGCAACCUUGGCGGACCCAAUCUGGCCAACAUGGUGGGCAAUGCGGGCGGAUCGCUUGCACCCGGUUCCGGUGCUCCGGGCAGCGGACCCUUCAUGCACAUCGGUGGCAAUCAGCAACAGCCGAAGCCCCAGCAGCAGAAACAGCCAAUUUCCGUUCUAGACAUGCUGGCCGGUGCCUCGCGAUCGACGACACCCAUUAGCCUGAUUGUGAGUCCCACGGCGGAGCUGACCCAACAGCAGCAGCUGCACCAGCAACAGAACGCUGGCCAGGGUGGCAACGGACGCGAUGCAGGACAUAAGCGCCAGAACCACCAGCAGCAACAGAAUCAGCAGCAGCAGCAACGUGGCGGUUCCAGCCACAACAACAUGCAACAGCAGCAGCAGCAACGAGGCGGCGGCAGUGGAACGGACUUCUAUAACCAGCAGCGGGAUCGUCGGGACUCCGGCCGUCAAAUGGACAACAACUACAGCAACAACUACAACAACAAUAAUAAUCAGCGCAAUCGCGGCGGCGGCAAUGGAAUGCAACAGCAGCAGCGAGGAGGAAACGGCGGCGGUGGAGGCGGCGGAAACGGAGGUGGAAACAACCCGGCCUGGAACAUGCAUCGCGGCAACCAGAACUCGAACAACAUGAUGAACAUGCGCAACCGCGGCAUGGGUUCACGCGGCCCCAUGCGACCCAAUCAGGGCUAUCGUCCGCAGUCGGCCAAUAAUCAGAACAAGCCGCGCAACAAGAUCAAGUUCGAGGGUGACUUCGAUUUCGAGCAGGCUAACAACAAGUUCGAGGAACUGCGCUCCCAGCUGGCCAAGCUCAAGGUGGCCGAGGAUGGUGCACCCAAGCCAGCCACCAAUGCAACGGCCGCCAAUACAACUGCAACCAAUGAGCAGGUGGGUGAGAAGGUUGAAGGCGUGCACACACUGAAUGGCGAGACCGACAAGAAGGAUGAUUCUGGCAAUGAGACCGGCGCUGGAGAGCACGAGCCCGAGGAGGAUGAUGUUGCUGUGUGCUACGACAAGACCAAAUCGUUCUUCGACAACAUCUCGUGCGAGGCUGCCCAGGAUCGCAGCAAGAACAAGAAGAACGAUUGGCGCCAGGAGCGCAAGUUGAACACUGAGACCUUCGGAGUGUCCUCCACACGACGUGGCAGCAGUUACCGCGGACGCAACCAUUUCUACAACAAUAAUGGCAACGUGGGCGGAGGGGGCAUCGGCGGCAUGAACUCGGGAUACGGAGGAGCGCCCGGCUACAACAGGAACAACUAUCGCAUGGGCGGCGGCGGUGGCAACUUCCGGAACAGGAGCAACAACCGCAACAACGGCGGCGGUCGUGGCGGAAACGGAAUGCCAAACAUCACCAACGGCAACACCGCUGCUGCGCUGAAGGCGGCCAACAAUGCUGCUGGCAACGGAUCCAAUGCCACGGACUCCAGUGCACCCAAUGCCACAACCGCGACGACAAAGUCGACGUCCCUCUUGCCAGAGCAGACGCAACAGGUGGCGGCAGUUUCACAAUAGUGCCGUCCGGCCAGUGGAAAGCCACUUUAAAUAUACACCAACCACAACCAACAAACCACAAAUUGAUAGAUGCGAAUUGAGAAGAGCGUUAAGUAAAUAUCCUAUUCAUUGCAAAGCUAAUUAUUCGAAGCAAACCAAUCAAGUGACCCGAACGAUCGACGACACACAGGCUCUUAUUAUCAGGAAUUUCGAGUUAUGGAUCCAGCGGCAUAAUAUAUUUGUAUAAUUAAAUUAGUGUUACAAUUCUCACGACGUCCUGGGGCGCACUCCGCUGCUGCCCGCCCACCACCAACGUGUGCUUGGCGAUGAUAAGCGCUCUACGAUUCGAUUAAUGAUUACUGAUUAGCGACUAGCGCGAAUGUGAAUGUGAAUGUGAACCGAACCGAACCGGCCAUGUGUUAGGCUUUGUGUAAAUGGCUGGUUCCAACGCCUUGCGCUGAGCAGAAAGCAGGGCAUUGAUAAGGAGGAGCAGAUAAUGGCACGCCAGCAUACAUACAUAUAUAUAUUUAGUAAGAACAUAGUUAAGCAUAAGUAUGAAAAGCUACAAAAAACAAAACAGAACACAACAAGAGCAACCAUUUAGCAAGGAGAGGAGCAAGGAGAUUUGGCGGAGGAGCCGAUAACAACAAUAAUGAAAUUAAUGGAGUAAACCAAUUAAAUCCAUGGAAUUCCCAAAUCUAAAAUAAAAGCUAACUUAAUACGUUUUUAUUUGAAUGAAAGAGUAACGAAUCGAUUGUAAUAUUGUAUUUCUUGUGGGCGUAAAACAUCGACAAACGCUCGACCCGUUUUACUAGCAUUUAAAACUAUUAUUUAAGAGCAUUUUAAACAUGAAAAAAGAAAAUAAAAUCGGCAGCUACGCGCUUCUAUCAAAAGCACAAUUGUAAAAAGUCAAUCCCAGCUCAGCUGCAAUGAAUGAAUGAAGUCUCCGAAUGAAAAUGUUAAACGAAAAACCCCAACAACAAAAAAGAAAACAUAACCAAUCAUUAGCAAAUUUGUCCAAAAAAGAAAAGCCCAAAAAUUCGGUUUUCGUACAGUUUAUUUUCUCUGAUCUCGGUUGGGCAAGGGAAAUAAAUUAUACUUACGAUUCGAUUCGAUUUGAAAAGAUACGAUACUGUGGUGAUGAUGUUCUCAAUGUAAAUGUUUAAGAUUGAUUGUGUGAUUCACUGGCUGCUGCGCUUGAAAUCGAGGCCUUGAAAGCGAGUGAAGUACGCGUAUCUCCAGCUGAAGUCCUUUAGAUAUUUGUUUGUUAUCCUUGUAUCCAGAUAUAUAUAUAUUUGUAUUCAGCACAAGCCCAGUCCAGUUUGGUCAGUUAACACGCUUGGCAGAGCGGAGAGGGAUGAGGAUGGGGAUGGCGGAGUGACCACACACAUUUCAAUAUUAUGUAAUCAUAAAUUAUGUAUCUAAUUGUAUGUAAUAUGUAUAUCUCCAUAUAUGCUCACUCUGAUUAGCUCCACAUAUGUAUGUUUGUAUAUAAAUACGCAAUUAUCGAGUUGAACACUGAAAAGAAAGCAUGUUUCGCAAGUAAUGGCUAAAAUGUAAAGACUACCACGUAUGGAAAUUAAAAACUAAAUAUACCAUGUAAUAAAGGAUAAUUGAAUUCAAGCAGUAA